Messenger RNA from Labeo rohita (rohu), 3457 nucleotides. It is a transcript of the gene oscp1b, whose product is annotated as organic solute carrier partner 1b. The record is from RefSeq and is a predicted model, not a curated record. Gene Ontology annotation, cellular component: plasma membrane; cytoplasm. Gene Ontology annotation, biological process: transport. NCBI's taxonomy places the organism in Eukaryota, Metazoa, Chordata, Actinopteri, Cypriniformes, Cyprinidae. The coding region runs from base 1129 to 2517 and encodes 462 amino acids. The transcript has 12 exons.
UAGUUACUGUCUUUACUAAUAACUCUUGAAGAUUUUUUUAAAAUAAGUUUAGUACUGUCAAACAAUUAAUCAUGAUUAAUCGCAUCCAAAAUAUAAACGUUUUUGUUGAGAUGCAGUCAAAUCAAAAACUAUCCAGACACCAAAUAUCAUUUUUUUUUUUUUUUUUUUUUUUUUUUUUAAUUAAUGGGUACAGGACACUGUAGUAAGUGAGGAUAGCAAAAUAAAGUAAACUGUGACAUAUUACACCCAAAAAUUCUUCAUACAAUGGACUACCAGUAAAAAAUUUGGGAGCAAAAAUUAUUUAGACACUUUGACCAACCAAGUGUUUUUUUCUUUAAUCGUUAAUGCGACCUUUUUACACCACAGUCUAAACAAAAUUAAGCAUUGUUUGAUAAUUGGUCAACAAAGUAUUAAUAGUUGUGUAAAUAUUGUCACACUAACACUGUAAUCCAUUGCAUACCUUUCUAUCAGUGUUAUCUGACAUUAUCAAGAUGAAUUUGUCAUAUUUUACCAUUUUCUAAACUAUAGUGAAUGAACUGAUAAUGUGAAGGUGUCUGAAUAAAUUUUGGUUUGACUGUACAUAAUAAAUAUAAACCAUUCACACAGAAAUAUUAUGUGAGCAAAAAACUUGGAUGCGAAUAAUCGUGAUUAAUCGUUUGACACCACUAUUUUUACAAGCAUUCAAAUUCAUUGAAAUCAACUCUUGCCAUUUGUUAAUAUUCUCUUAAUUACUAAAAGAUUAAAACCAGGAUCGAAUUCAUAAACAUACAUUCUUUGGAAAAAAAAACAAAACAAAACAAAACAAAAAAACAACAACAAGUAAAACGUGUUACAUCAUUCCAGUUUAUAUUCAGUAUUCAUUAACACAUUGUAUGUGCUGACAAUUUUGCUGUAAUGCUUAAAUGUGCCAAUCUACAGCAUUAAUAAGUUACUGUACAGGAGCUGUGUGUCAUAUUUAAUAAUCAGCCAAACAGUACAGUGGGAUCAAUCAUACUAAAUCAUAUUAAAUAAAACUAUUUAAAAAAACACAAUUUUUGUACGCUUAGUGUUUUGACUCGCUUAUUGUUGAUUCUAAUACUUUUUUUGUUUGUUUUAUUUAACGACCAUAAAAAUACAUAUUUGAUUUUCAUGGCGAGACGUAUUACGUCACCGUCGCGCAGCAGUACGAGCGCCUCUGAUUGGCUGUUGUUGGCGGUGACCUGGCAACCGAGAGAGGGCUUACAGACGCUUAUUUAUUCUGCAGGAUCUUCAGAGAGCGCAGAUCGCGGCUUUUUAUUGACAACCUGUGAUUGCUUACCGAUACUAGCUGCUCUUCAUCCAUCUCCUGAGAGGAUGUCGACGCGAACGCUUCCUCUUCUCUUCAUUAAUCUGGGUGGAGAAAUGCUCUACAUCCUGGAUCAGCGUCUGCGGGCUCAGAAUAUCCCAGCAGAUAAAGCGAAGAAAGUCACCACUGUAGCAGAUUGGCUAGAGGAGGACAGAAAAAGAGUUAUGAAUGAUAUCAUUACUACCAUGUUCAAUAAGAAGUUCCUGGAGGAGCUGUUCAAACCACAGGAGCUGUACUCCAAGAAGGCCCUGAGGACGGUGUUUGACCGACUGGCUCAUGCCUCCAUCAUGAGACUCAACCAAGCUAGUAUGGACAAGCUCUAUGAUUUGAUGACCAUGGCAUUCAAGUAUCAAGUCCUGCUAUGUCCUCGUCCUAAAGACAUCCUCCUUGUGUCCUUCAACCAUAUGGAUGCCAUCAGGGACUUUGUGAAAGACACUCCCAGCAUCCUCAGCCAAGUGGAUGAAACAAACAAACAACUUAUAGAGAUAUAUACCCCUUUAUCUGGUGGAGAGUUUCAACUAAUUAGACAAACACUCCUUAUCUUCUUUCAAGAUAUGCAUAUAAGAGUAUCAAUUUUCCUAAAGGACAAAGUACAGAACUCCAAUGGGCGAUUUGUUCUCCCCACAUCGGGCCCUGUUCCGUAUGGGACACACACCCCAGGACUCAUAAGGCUGUUUAGCUGUAGUGGUGAGGAGGUGAGAAGGAUGCAGUUCCGCGACUGUGGCAAUUACAGCGCCGCUCUCCGUGAAGGUUCUUUUGAAAUGUAUGGUGAUCGAGUCAUCAAACUGGGCACAAACAUGUACAGUGUGAGCCGCCCUGUCGAGACACACAUGUCUGGAACCUCCAAAAACUCCUCACAACACACCAAGGUCAACACAACUCCAAAUCCUUUGGCAAAAGAAGAGCUCAACCUGCUUGCUAGACUAAUGGGAGGUCUGGAGGUGCAGAAAUCAGCUAACACUGACUCUGGCUUCCGUGUGAACCUUUUUGCUACCGACGAGGAGGAAGAGGAAGCUUUGAUAUCAAGACCUGAUGAGCUUUCCUAUGAAGUUAUUAAUAUCCAGGCAACAAAGGACAAACAGACCAAUGCAGAGCUGGCUAAGAUCAUGGGAGAGUUUGGAGAGACGGGAGAACCCGCCCCCAGUUCUAGCAGCAAGGGUGACGACCUCCUGGCCAUGAUGGAUGGACUGUGACUUAAACUUGAUGUUCCCUUUGACUGAGCAGAGUGACUGAGCUGUUAAGCAGGAUAAAGUGCUACAGUGUCUUACUCAGCAAAGAGGCCUUUUGUCUGGAGCUACAGUGACAACCGUAUAUAUUUAGAACGACAGCUAAGCUCAACGAGAAAUUCUCUCUUUGAGAAUUUCACGCAACGCAAUUUUUGUCUCCUGCCACCCACCGAAUGUGAGAAAUGCAAAUAGCAAGUGUAGAAAUGUAAUAUGUGUCUUGAUGUGGGACCAUAUUCAAUUUUUCAUAUUCGUUCAUAUAAGCUUGGACUCACUGAGGCGGCACAGUCUAUAUCAUCACAUACUUCAGCGAAUGGUUUGAUAUCAGUCUUCAUAGACAGAUCUGUGAGGCUUUGAUGUCACAGACUCUUUUGUGACAUUUAGAUCUGUGGACAGAAUAAAACGCCUUUUUUGAACUCUCUCAGUUUAAGAGGACAAUCCGUGCACAUGGAAUUCAUUUCAAUCAGUUUGAUGUGCAAAAACGAGGUGUGGGAUAUGCAUGCACACAACAAGCGCUGAUUAAGACAGGGUAAUGGGGGAAACCGAAGUGCACUUGCGGUAAAUAUUUCGUGCAGAUCCCAAAACUAGUUUACAGGAAGCCCCAGGACAAUUGGUGUGUGUUUGUUUGUGUCUUUAUUUAAAGGGAGUGCAACAAAGUCAGGUUUUCAAGCUCAAGAAUUUAAAAUGUCUUAAGAGUGUGCAAUUGUUGCAUCAUGUAAAAAGGGAAACUGUAAACAUGAAACCACCUUCCAUGGAAAAAAAGCAAUGCAAUAUGUAUGGUGGAUAAAACUGUCUAUUUUUCAUAACCAUAGUAGAGCUUAUUUAUUGAGGUUAAUGUACUGAAUGUUCAUUUGUGUCUGUUCACUGUUUCAUUAUAUUGAAAUAGAUUUGAAUGUGAAAUAAAGUAGGU